CUCAGUUCUUCAGUAGUAGCUGUUUGUACAGUGUUGAAUUCCCAAUGAACUCUGUGAUUCUCCUGAUAAAUAUCUGCAUUCUUCUGCACAAUGAAUGUGAGAUCUAAGGAUACAGCAUUUUUGGAAGUCUCCUUUGUUUUCCAUCAUUCCAGUGGCGAGUUAUAUGUCCUUUGUCUACAUCUACAUCAAUAGACUGGAUUUCUACUGCAAAGUUUCAGUCAAAUGGCCUCCAUCUCACAUCCAGCAAAUGAACUACAGAAAAAGUGACAGAUCUCUAAAAAUUGUCUGGAAAAAUCACAGAGUCCAAAAGAGAGAUGUACAGUACCAUGCCUGGAGCGACUACAACCUCUCUGAAUGCAUCUGUUACUACAACUCAGUCCAGUAACUUUAAUUCUGACAUUGAACGUUACAUAUUGAUUACUAUAUAUACAGUAGCAUUUAUUGGAGGUACAAUUGGAGCCAUCGCAAUGUCAUUUUUGCUGGUUAAAAUGAACACUCUGUCAGUGACCACGGCGGCGAUUGUCAACCUCGUGGUGUUGCACAGCCUGCUUCUCCUGACUGUGCCGUUUCGGCUUUAUUAUUAUAUCAAUCAGAAGUGGAUUUUUGGGGAGGGCUUUUGUAAAGCAGUGAGUGCUAUGAUGCACAUCCAUAUGUACCUCACUUUUCUAUUCUACAUAAUCACGCUCAUUAUCCGGUGGCUCAUUUUCUUUCAAUGGAAGGACAAGUUGGAGUUCUACAGGAAGCUACAUGCUGUGGCUGCUAGUGCUACAGUGUGGAUAGUGGUCAUUGUGAUUGUGCUGCCCUUGGUCAUUGCUCAGUAUGGGACGUUUGGGGAGUAUAAAACUAACAUAUGUUUUACAUUCCAACAAGAACUCGGGAAGAAGAGUGUGAAAACACUGAACUAUCUCUUAAUUGCCAUUGUAGCCACCAUCACAUGUGUCCUCUUGGGCUUGCAAGUCUUCAUCAUUCUAAAGGUGGUGAAAAAGUUUCCAGGCUCUGUCUGGUCACAUCAAGAAUUCUGGGCCCAGAUUAAAAGCUUGAUGUUCAUAUCUGUGAUAAUCAUUUGUUUCCUCCCAUAUCACCUCUUUAGGCUCUAUUACAUACGGCACAUGAAAGAAGAACAAUUAGUAAUGUACAAUAAUAUCUGUUUGAGUAUAACUGCCAUCAGCUGUCUUGAUUUGCUGUCAUUUGUUAUAAGCGGAAACCGUUUCUUUAAGCAAAAGAUUAUUAUGCUUCGAGACAAGCUUGCGUGCUGUUAGGUUUGUUCAUUUUUAGAGACCAUCUUCCACACUACAAUGUUUAGGUGGGAGGAAAACAUAUGGCUUUGUCUGUAUUUUUUAAAAAUGAUAAUUUAUGGAGACAAAUCAAAAAGCAUUAUAAAUUAUGUGUAUCUAUUUAUUUUAUAUGCCUUAAACACAGUACCAGCAAAAUAACAUCGAUUCUUUGAUUAGGUGAAAUACUUACCAGUGUUGACAGUGCCAGCCUAGCAGACUGGUGGUAACUGUGCUGUGUCACAAGGGAGACAAAGGUUCCAAUCCCAUGCCACAGAGAGAAAAGAAGCAAUAGCCCAAGAUGAUUUGUAAAGAAUGUGGAGAGAGAAAAAUAAAACACAAAGUCAAUGAAUAGUGGCUUAUGUAAUAAAAUAUAGAGACGUUUGAAGUUCCUAGAUCUGUAUACGGUAUGUGUACUGUUUAUAUGUUAUUUAUUAACAACAAUCUGUGAUAGAACGUAGUGGUUCUACAGGUCUUCGUUGAGGAAUUUUGGGCUUACACUGCAAUGUGGCUUUCUAGUUCAAUUGAUCGAGUGAUACAACUUCUAAAAAGCAAGCAGUAAAUGUAUCUCUUAAUUCUUUUCCCACUGAACUCACUCUUUUGAAAAUGGCUUUAUUGUGGGAGGGAAAGGUCUGAUUUAUCUCUUUCGUGUGCUGUAAAAAUGUCUCCAUAAAUAAUUACAUAUCACUGGGCACUAUAUUCAGCAUUGGCAGUUCAAAUCAAAAGCCAGUGUUUAUUCUCUUUCUUCACAGAAUUGUCCAAUUUUUUCAAGAGCUCAUUUAGUUAACACUACAGAUAAUUUAACUUAGAAUAUUAUUCAGACAGCAGUUGUGUUGUUUCUCCAGGUCAUUUAUUUUAGUCUCCAAGGUAACAAUAAUUUCCUUUUCUAUGAUACUUUUUCCCAGUUUUGAAGGCCAUAGUCUGGCCUCUCAGCAUGUCCCUGGGAUAAAAUUAGUCCUACAGAAUUUUGUGAUCCAGGCAAGUAAAAAAGAUAGAAACACUGGCUGGAAUGGGAUGAGGCUAGCAUGUGUGGUGUGAUUGAGCAGCCAGUUAUAUUUCACAGCUAUAGAUGCAUGGUGAGUAGUCGGGAUUUUUUAAAACCGAGAAUUACCCAUUAUCAAGCUAAGGAAAAAAUGUAAAAAAAUCACUUUGUGGAAGAUUCUAAAGCUUACACAGAUCUACUGUAUUGUACGUGUUCCAAUAGAGAACAUAUAUCAUUGAUGGCUGUAGCUCAAAAUAGUGGAUGGUUAAUUUCUAUUUCCAUUUCUUUUUGCCUUCUGCAUCAAGUUCAAACUUUCCAUCUAGAGUCAGUUGAAUAAUAUGUGAAUCAUUUGGCAAAUUUGGUGGCAUUAGCUGGAUAAAUUAUCUGAUUAAUUCUUUUUCAUGGCUCUGCCCACGUUCUCACCUCAAGACCGCACAACCUCACCCUUUCAUAUAUCUCACCUUUCAUUUCCUUUUGCUUCACUGUCUGUCUAUACACAAAGUGUACUGCUGCUCUCCUUAAUAUCCCUUGUGUUGAUGUCUACCCUUCGCCUCUCUGAGCCUUCUUCCCUCAUGCUUAGAACUCCCUCCUUAUUGCUCUGUAGGUCUGACCAGGUUAUAGUAUCCUGAACUGAGAGAGAAUGAGUAAUUCUCAUGUGCAACAAUAAGCGUUGGAACCAUCAACACAGGCUAUAACACCAGGGAGAGAAGGUGAAAAUGAAUUUGUGUUUGUAUUUUUUUUUCUCUGUCAUCUUUGGUGUGCAGAAUAUACUUGGGAUAGGGUCUGUAGAGCAACUUAUACCUUAACAACACUAUAUAAUUGUUUUAGAAUAACAAUAAUAAAUGUGGUGGUUUGGCUCACAAGCACAUCUUUUCAUUCAAGUCUUUCCUACAAAUAUGCAUAAAUUAAAUUAAAAUUGCUUUAUAUUAAAAUUUUGUAAAAUUGUAUUCUCAGAACAGAUAGAGUUACAUACAAUAAAUACAUACAGUAAAAUGUUGACACUUGAAGUAAAUAUAGCGUUCAUAUAUUGUGAAAAGUUAUAUGUAGAUUAAGUAAUUCUUCUAAGAAUACACCCACACCACUCGCUGUAGUUACUGGUUUCUCUCCUUCUGUUGCAGUUCCAGAGCUUCACCCAAAGGGGUGUGGUUGAGUCAAAAUCUUUUCAUUUCCAGGGUAUGUUAAUUGUUGGCAUUCAGUAUCACAAAAUAAAAAAUAGUUAUGACAAAUAUUGGAAAUAACUUGAAAAGGAAUUCUGACUUGUUAGAAGAAAUGUGCCUGUGUUGUAAGCAAGCUUUAGUUACUAGGCCAAAUUUGAACAAUAUGUUUUGUAAUUUUUUUAGAUCAUUUGGCCUGACAGCCAAGCCUAAAUUUCAAAAUAGGUGCGUUUUUAAAGAGUUUAUGUAUAAAAAAACUAAGUAAUGAAUCAAGAAGAUAAUUAUGAAAAUUUAGUCUAUGGAGAGCAAUUGACCCUAAUUUAGUGAAAAAUAACAAUAUUUCAGUUAUUUAGCAGAGGGGGGUAUUCCUGCUUUAAAUGGAAAUUGGAACACAACCUAAGCUAUAGUCACGACCAGAGCUACCAUCGUAAUAAUUCUAUUCUAAAGUAUAAUAUAUAAUGAUAUUGUUCAUAUUAUCCUGAAAAAACGAGGAGAUCUGAACAAGAAAUGAUUUGCUUUUGUAUAUCUGAUUUUUUUACUCCAACUAAUACAUUUCAAUAGAGUGUGGGAUUAAUUAAUGUAAUCCAAAUGCUUCUAGCAGUCUGUAUAAUUCCACAAUGUAUGUUCACAAUAUGCAAUCUUUUACUAAAUAAAAAUUGCAUAAAUGCUGUAGCACCAUUCUGCCAUCCAGCAAUAGUUCUGUUCAGGGUGGCUGACCAGAUAUUACACCACUUCAUGCAUUUUAAGUUGACUGAACAAUAAGUGAUGUGGAAACUAACAUAGUCACAAAAAGGGGUAGGGAAAAAUGAUGGUACAUUGCUACCUGAGAGUGGAAUUCUCAGCCUGUUCACUGCUGUCACAGGAUUGCUAAACAUUUACACUGCCCAACACGACACCUCUUUUGGUGAAAGACACUAAUGUUCAGUCAGUUAAGCCAUCUGAAUGGCUGAAGAUGUGUAUGUGCUUUCUGGGAAGGGAUUGUUUAUAACACAAUAGCAGUGGUGGGGAGGGAGAAUUACACAUGAUGAGACUAGAAAGUUACAUGAGCAAAAUUUUAAUUCUAUGGAAUUGAUAUAUGUGAGGCAGCAGCAAUUAUAACAGCAAAUGAAAAACCUGAGAGGUGAAAUUAGGAAGUGAACUCUGUAAGAGAGAUUACAAGCAAAACCACACCUUUGUGUGGGGAAAAAGUAAAGGUGUGAGAAUGUGUUAUCACCAAAUUCCAAAUCUAAUCAGGAGAGUGGGUCACCAGAGGUCACAUUUAAAUAUAUGAUGGGUGUGAUAAAAGUGGCAACGGAAGGCGAAUGGAAAUACACUGUAUGCAAAAUGCAUCACCAUAACAACCACUUAUAAAGAUAUGUAGGAGCAAAAAAGUAUGUGAAACCAUUGCAGUUAGUGAUUAAGUGCAACUCAAACAAAAAUCUCUAUCAGGAUCAAUAAAUUUCAUUUAUUUUAAUGUCAGAGGGUAUUUUUGCUAUUCCUGGAAAACCCCUGAGCUGACAAAAGUAGCAAGCACCACAGCUUUGCAUAGCAGAUCAAAGUAUGUCAAGAACAGUGCAUUUUGUCAAUUAAUACUUGUGUUACUAAAUGUUCCAGAUAAUAUAGUUGCAAGUAACUAUAUAUAAGCACCAAGCUAGAUGCAACAAAAUAAAGACCUGGCCAUUGUAGGGGAGAUCUAGAUCAGUGGAGGGCUGGUAGUGUUACCAUUGCUUUUGUCUGCAAAUGUUCUGCUGGAAGGAAGGAUAUUUUCAAUUCCACUGGAAAACUGUAGGCAGAUCCUUCCUCACAGAGGCAGAGAGUCUGCCACAGUCAAAGCAUGUUGAUUUUCAGACAGCAUCACCCACAUUUGUGGGUCACAGUGAAUCCCCCUCCCUCCACUCCCAUAAAAACACAACCAUCUGAAAGUGGACUGUAGCCACUUUGCAUUGCCAUAACUCACUCCCCCUGUGAAGGAGUUUUACCACCAGAGACCUUAUGAUGGUGUAAACCAUUAUUGAAAUUGGUCCUAUGUUUCUCCAAAGAUUUUAAGCAGUUCCAAUAGAGUGGAUAAAAAAAAAAUCGAACGUCAAGGGGGAAGGAGGGAAACUAAAAAAAUAAUCAUUAUGGACCAUACAAAAAGCCAUUCCAGCAACAAGCGAUGAUAAAUUCUCCUUUAGUCAUGGAGCAACAAACACUGUAAUAUGAAGCGUUAAAUCCUCAGGAAACCCUUUUGGGACUACUGGUGCCCAUUUCUAAACAAGAGGUGGAAGA
This is a messenger RNA of Chrysemys picta bellii (western painted turtle), 5654 nucleotides long. The record is from RefSeq and is a predicted model, not a curated record. Lineage: Eukaryota; Metazoa; Chordata; Testudines; Emydidae.